Messenger RNA from Galeopterus variegatus (Sunda flying lemur), 570 nucleotides. RefSeq names its product alkaline ceramidase 2 (gene ACER2). Gene Ontology annotation, cellular component: membrane. Gene Ontology annotation, molecular function: hydrolase activity, acting on carbon-nitrogen (but not peptide) bonds, in linear amides. The record is from RefSeq and is a predicted model, not a curated record. Bases 25 to 570 code for a protein of 181 amino acids. Gene Ontology annotation, biological process: ceramide metabolic process. Lineage: Eukaryota; Metazoa; Chordata; Mammalia; Dermoptera; Cynocephalidae. The transcript has 4 exons.
CUGCUUCAAUGCCCCAGAGCGGCCAUGGGCGCCCCGCACUGGUGGGACCAGCUGCGAGCUGGCAGCUCGGAGGUGGACUGGUGCGAGGACAACUACACCAUCGUUCCUGCCAUCGCCGAGUUCUACAACACGAUCAGCAACGUCUUGUUUUUCAUUCUACCGCCCAUCUGCAUGUGCUUGUUUCGUCAGUAUGCAACCUGCUUCAACAGUGGCAUCUACUUAAUAUGGACUCUUCUAGUUGUAGUGGGAAUUGGAUCUGUCUACUUCCACGCAACCCUCAGCUUCCUGGGUCAGAUGCUUGAUGAACUUGCCAUCCUCUGGGUCCUGAUGUGUGCUCUGGCCAUGUGGUUCCCCAGAAGGUAUCUGCCAAAGAUCUUUCGGAACGACAGGGGCAGGUUCAAGGCGGUGGUCUGCGUCCUAUCUGCAGUUACAACAUGCCUGGCGUUUGUCAAGCCUGCCAUCAACAACAUCUCUCUGAUGACCCUGGGGGUUCCUUGCACUGCGUUGCUCAUCGCAGAGCUAAAGAGGUGGGUGCCAUUGUCCCCACCUACCCUUAGGCUGUCCCCGUGA